AACAAAACAAAGUUGUCUCACUAAUUGCAUCAUCAGGUUCUGCACUCCUAUUGGUUUAUGAUUUGAUAGUUAUUCAAACUUAUUCUUGCCGCUCUACGUUGUUACAUUUUUAUAUAGCCUACAUUUUUUUUUUUUAAAGCAGUUUAUUUUAUUUACUAGAACAAACACUUAAGCUUUGGAAAUAUUAAAUAUCUUAAGUUAAUCCAAAAUUAAAAUCCUGUCAUCAUUUAUGCUCUUUCAUGUAAUUCCAAAAUGUACUUUGAAUACUUUGAAAAUGUGAAAAAGAAGUUUUUUUUUUUUUUUUUUUUUUAACAUACAAUGGAAGUCAAUGGUAACCAAAACCUUGUUAGUUGUUAGUUCCUCUUCAGUUCUCCUGAUGUAUUUAUAUAUGAGAUGGUGGAAGCAAAUAAUAUUGCUCUCAAAGUGAAACUAGCUCUGUUCCCUAUUUUGUGAUUGUGAACAGUGUUAGAACAGUGUUAGAGUGAUAGAUUUUUGCCUUUGUUUUUGGAUAGCAGUCAUUUAUCAUGAACAGGACCCUUGCACUCCAUCCAUGGACAGCGCUGGUAACCAAUGGCCCUCUUCACCUGUAUCAUCAUACUUUAUCCAGUAAGAAUGGAGUAUUGGAUGAUGAGCCAGAUACUGAUGUGCCAUAUGACUAUGAUGACUACUACGCUGGAAAUGUUGAUUCAUCUGCGUUUUCCUGUGUUUAUGGAGAACAUGGAGCCAGCAUUCUUCCAGUGUUAUACUCCCUUUUUUUUGUGGUGGGCUUUCUGGGUAACGUGGUGGUCUGUGUGGUCUCCAUGGGUGUCAAACUGAGAAGCAUGACUGACAUCUGUCUCCUGAACCUGGCUUUAUCUGACCUGCUCUUGGUCUCCUCCCUUCCCUUCCUGGCACACUAUGCCAGAGACCAGUGGAUCUUUGGAGAUGUCAUGUGCACUAUGGUCCUCAGUGUCUACCACAUCGGAUUCUACAGUGGGAUAUUCUUCAUUGUACUGAUGAGUGUUGAUCGAUACUUAGCUGUAGUUCAUCCUGUGUUUGCCUUGAGAGUCAGAACAAGGACAUAUGGGAUCUUAGCCUGUGUGGUCAUGUGGAUUGUUGCUGUUUCUGCAUCCUUUCCUGAGUUGAUGCACUUGAAAACCACAGAUUAUAAUGAACAAAAACAUUGCACAUCUUAUCCAACAAAUGAUCAAAAUUCUCAUAUUUUUUUGAGGACUUUUGGUAUCUUGAAAAUGAAUAUCAUUGGUUUAAUUCUCCCGCUUAUUGUGAUUGGAUUUUGUUACUCAGUGAUUCUGAAGAGACUCCUGACAGCACACUCUUCCAGGAGGCAGGCCAUGCAUCUUGUCAUUGUGGUGAUGGUGGUCUUCUUCUGUUGUUGGGUUCCAUACAAUGUCACAGCUUUUAUAAAAGCCUUAGAGCUGAAUGAACUCAUAACUCAGUCUUGUGACAGCAGUAAGGCAAUCAGUCUAAGUCUACAGAUAACAGAAGCUUUGGCUUACUCACACAGCUGCCUGAAUCCCAUUAUCUAUGCAUUUGUGAGAGAGAAGUUUAGGAGGCACCUUUUCAGACUCCUGUACAGGACACCCUUGAGUAGACUGCAAUUCAUGAAGAACUACCUUACACAGGCCACAGUAUCAGUUUAUUCACAUAAAACUAAUGAUGAGAAAACUAGUACAACAGUGUGAAUUGGAAAAAGACUGUCAAAAAGAAAUUUAAAGUUUAUAAAAUUUAUAUGGUUAUACUUAAUUUUGUUUUGAAUCUACCAGCAUUGGUGUAGUGGAGAUUGUAAAAGGUUGAAUCAUUACUAUUAAUUCAAGCAGUUUAUCACUUGCAAACUAUAGAUUGCUUUAAAAGUACUUUCAUACCAUAUGAAAAAGCAUAAUGAAUUGCAGACGAAUAAUCCUUUUACACCAAGAGCAGAUGCAUCAGUCUGAAGGAAACGCAAGUUCACAACUGUACAUCAGAGGGCACAACACAAGCACACCAUUACAAAUAACAGAAUGCGGGAGAGACAAAUUCAACUAAUGUUCCUUUUAAGGCAAGUCAGUUCACUCAUUGGCCAUCUUGGGAAUGCAUUUGUCAUGCAAGUGCAGCUUCUAACUUUACAGGUGUUUCCAUCUGGAGUUUACAACAGCAGAUAUAUAAUGAUGUAUUCAUUCAACAGCAAGAACUGUUGUAAACACCAGGCAGUGGCAUUGGCUCUUUUAUUUGGAAGGCGGAACUUAUUUACUAGACCUGCCAUAUUGGGUGUUCAAAUUUCUCAUUGUAACGCCAUUGGCCUUGGCUUUAAAUGGUCUCUUCAAUGAAAAAGUUUUGUAUUUAACUUAUAUGUAAUUCAUGAGGUAACAUCUACAUUUUGUUGAAGUGUAAGCAAUUGUGUAAGAUUAUUGAAUAUGUAACUGAAUUCAACCAACCUGAAAUAUUUUACCAAGGCAGUAUAUUUUGAUUUGUCCUGCUCAAAUAAUCACUUAGUAAGUUUGAUAUAAUCUGUUUUUGUUUAUAGGAUGAAACUCUAUUUUCAUCUUGAUGUAAUUACAUUGUUAUCUCAAAUACAAUUUUCACAGACUUCUUACAAAUUAGUUAUCUUUUUAUGCAACCUUUUAUGUAACCUGUCUUAUAUGAGAAUCCCUGUAUAUAAAUAUUAUUUAUGUUAAAUAAAUGUUACUAUAACAAGUAAGAAAAGAGUUGCUGCACGUAACUCAAAUUAAAAAGAGAACAUGUGGAAUAAAAGAAAACAAGAUUAAGUGAGUUUCGAGAUAACUGUUUAUUAAAAGAGGACUUGGCUCUCUGGGCAAAUGAAAACAGCCUGUAGUAUAUCUAGAUGACGCACUGCCAGUGCUACCACUGACUACAGCUUUCACAUCCAAUCUAAAACAUGAUUAUGAAUAACUUUCUGUUUUCUGUCUUGGUUUUUGUUGUUUUUUCUUUUGUUUUCUUCUGUCAUUUGUGCCAGACCAAUAUCUAUCACCAGUGAUCGCUCACAUUAUUUCUAGUUUCAUUGACUGACUCACCAGUGGCACUCGUUACUCCAGGGAUUCAGAGGGAGAGUUGAUUUUUUCCCCCUCAUGCUAGAGAUGUUGUCAUCUCAUCGCUCUCCUCUGGAUUCUGUGGAUUCUGCUGGAAAUCUUGGUCUCAUCAUUGUCCAUUCCAUCACUGUUUGGUGUGGGUGUUUUCUACCUACUCCUUAAUACCAAUUGUUUUGAUUAUUUCAUUUAUUUCAAUACAUUUUUGUUUGGAAUAUUGCGACUGACUGUUCUACUGGGUUUGGGUCCUUCUUUUCCUCAUUGCAUGACAUUGGUGAUGAUGGCAUAUAUCGAUUCCUAUCAUCCCAAUUAAAUGAAUAUUUGUGAAUUAGCUGAUGUCCCAGAAGAAUAUCAUCAGAAAAAAAAAAAAAAAACAUCAAAAGUUUAAUCAAAAGUUUAUGCACUGUAUUCUAUAAUAAAUAAGGCUACCUAUUGCAAUGUUUAUUAUAAGAUUAAUAUGAAUAUUUUUCUUUUGCAUGUAGCUUAUGUAGUUUAUAAAAUAAACAAGAAAAUAAAAAUGAUAGAAUAAUCACAUAUAUUAUUCUAUUUAUAUUACAUAUAUUUAUUAAGUGACAUACAUUUCUGGAGGUUUAAUUUAGGGAAUUUUGUUAACACUCUGUACUGUAGUAAUCACUGUAUCCUUACCAGAACUGUUAUCAAUCAGGCAAAACAACUCAGACAAUUUAUCAUAUUAAACAAACUAUGAAUUAUUUAAACAUUUUUAAAAGUUGCAGUUUAUAAUAUUAAACAUAAUAAUCUUAUACAUAAUACCCAGCGGGCCCCCCCCCCCCCCCCCCCCCCCCAAAAAAAAAAAAAAAAAAAUCAAAUAACUAUAAUGUUGCACAGUGUAUCAUAUAUUGGAAAAUAUAUAUUCACACACACACACACACACACACACACACACACACACACACACACACACACACACACACACACACAAAUAAAGUUACUGAAGUUUCAAUAUUCACAUGGAUCAAAGGAACUUUAAAAUGAAAAUACUGGCUUUGAUUUUGUUAUUCCAGAUUUUAAUAUAAAUGUUAACGAAUGAACACCAGAUCAUUGUAUAGUUGAGAUGAUAGUUUUAAUGGCAUUGUAUAGAACACAGUUAAAAAAGGUUAUAAUAUGUUCAGAUAGUUUAUCAAUGUUGAUAUAAUCUCAAAACAGAUUUGAUAUUCUCUAUGAAACUAUACUACCAUAGCUAGCUACAUCA
Molecule: messenger RNA, 4230 nt
Organism: Ctenopharyngodon idella (grass carp)
Lineage: Eukaryota; Metazoa; Chordata; Actinopteri; Cypriniformes; Xenocyprididae
Product: C-C chemokine receptor type 5-like
Exons: 2
Coding region: 525-1682 (385 amino acids)
Biological process (GO): chemotaxis; G protein-coupled receptor signaling pathway; immune response
Cellular component (GO): membrane
Molecular function (GO): chemokine receptor activity
Source: RefSeq, a predicted model, not a curated record